Molecule: messenger RNA, 1079 nt
Organism: Suillus subalutaceus
Lineage: Eukaryota; Fungi; Basidiomycota; Agaricomycetes; Boletales; Suillaceae
Product: Acireductone dioxygenase ARD family
Exons: 5
Coding region: 379-921 (180 amino acids)
Molecular function (GO): acireductone dioxygenase [iron(II)-requiring] activity
Source: RefSeq, a predicted model, not a curated record
CAAACAUUUAAAUUCAGGUUCUCCGAGCAUGAAAUCGGAGGGGACCAACCUGUCCUAAAUCCGCCGCACCACAAACGAGUGCCACUUAUUGAUUCAACGGCGGCCAAUUAGAACUUUUUAUAACACGGAUGCGUUCGGAACGUACGGAGCACCCGUUCCACCCUAGAUCUUGAUGCAUUCAUUCUGCAAGUGGUACGUAUGCUGAUUCAUCAAACAUAUCAAGCCUAUCUGCACAGCUCACACAAGCUUGUGGACACCCCCACCCGAAAUUAGCUGCUCACAAAAUUAGGAGCGUCAUUCUCCUCGUGGAUUGUUUGAAUACUCUGAGUUCCAUCCUGCAUCUUUCAGAGUCUUGUCUGAUAUCCUCUUAACCAUAAUAUGCGUGCUUACUACUUUGACAACCUUGAGGGUGACCAACGUCUCCCACAUGACUCUGGCAUGGAUGUUUCAGAUGAGAUCUUGAAGUCCAUUGGCGUCUUGCAUUGGCACAUUCCCAUUGAUGCCGAGGGCAAGCAUGAGCAGGAGAUUGCUGCUAUUGCGAAGGAAAGGAAUUACAAGAACCACGAUGUUGUCGCUAUCAGCAAAGAGGGUCUUGGUGAUGAAUUUGAAACGAAGAUCAAGAGUUUCUACCACGAGCACAUGCACGAUGAUGAAGAAAUCCGAUACCUUCUUGAAGGCACCGGCUUCUUUGACGUUCGUGAGCACUCCAAUGAGUCCUGGAUUCGUUGCCACAUGGGUGCCGGUGACCUCUUGGUCCUCCCUGCGGGUAUUUACCACCGCUUCUCUCUCGAUAUGGGCAACCGCGUCAGGACCAUGAGACUGUUCAAGGAUGAGCCCAAGUGGAUUGCGCAUAACCGCAGUAACCAAACGGAUGCUAACCCCUUCCGCUUGGAGUACUUGAAGAGCAUCGAGGUUCAGUAAAUCAAUGCGUCUGUUGUGGAGCACAUGAUAUGUCUUAUGCAUGAGAUAUCCUAGUCAACAUUGCAAUUUAUAGUGUUCCACUAUGCUGACCUUCGGCAGAUUCAUCUGCCGUCAGUAACGAAUGCACCACGCAACCCAUCGCGGUCCCGAAAUAUCAU